CGUCGUGGAGGUCUCAUGUCCUUCUGUGUCCGGUCAUGGCGAUUGCCCAGUCGCAGCAGGUGCUUUCCGUACCCUUUAUCCCUAUUGAAGGGAUUUACCCGUGCGCACCUGAAUGUGUGCACUGCAGCGGUCAGCUCGCCGAGGACUGCCGCAGCGAGGAGUGGCUCCCUCCUUUGCAUUACAAGAUCCAGCGGCCUGGCCCUGUUGUGGAGGUCAUUGGUCGUGACGGGCCGGUUUGUCCCCAGGAGGAACCGAAAGAUCUGCUGGGGGACUUCUCCAGUUUCACCAGUGAUUGCCAUGCCUCAGUUAAAGUCUCCAGACAUGGGCUCUGCCUUCAUCCAGACUCAGCAGCUCAACGCUGCCAUGGCCGACACCUUCCUCGAGCACAUGUGCCUGCUGGACAUCGACUCGGAGCCCACCACCGCUCGCAAUACUGGCAUCAUCUGCACCAUCGGGCCAGCAUCCCGCUCUGUGGAUAUGCUGCAGGAGAUGAUCAAGUCUGGAAUGAACAUUGCUCGCAUGAACUUUUCCCAUGGCACACAUGAGUACCAUGCAGACACCAUCAAGAAUGUGCGCACGGCCUGCGAGAGCUUCGAGCCUGGCAGCAUCCAAUACAGGCCGAUCGGCAUUGCCCUGGACACAAAGGGCCCAGAGAUCAGGACUGGCCUCAUCAAGGGGAGUGGAACUGCUGAGGUGGAGCUAAAGAAGGGCAACAUGAUCAAGAUAACCUUAGAUGAUAGUUAUCAGGAGAACUGCAGUGCGGAGAUCCUCUGGCUGGACUACAAGAACAUUCCCAAUGUAGUCGAAAUCGGCAGCAAGAUCUACAUUGAUGAUGGACUCAUGUCCCUUCAGGUCAAGGAGAUUGGUUCGGACUUCCUUGUGUGCGAGAUUGAGAACGGGGGCACCCUGGGUAGCAAGAAGGGAGUGAACCUCCCUGGUGCCGCCGUAGACCUGCCUGCCGUUUCCGAAAAGGACAUCCAGGACCUGCAGUUUGGUGUGGAGCAUGGAGUCGACAUGGUCUUUGCCUCCUUCAUACGUAAAGCAGCAGACGUACACGCUGUCAGAGCAGUGUUGGGAGAGAAAGGCAAAAACAUUAAGAUCAUCAGCAAGCUUGAGAACCAUGAGGGUGUACGCAGAUUUGACGAGAUCAUGGAGGCCAGCGAUGGCAUCAUGGUUGCCCGUGGCGAUCUGGGUAUUGAGAUCCCCACAGAGAAGGUGUUCCUAGCCCAGAAGAUGAUGAUCGGUCGCUGCAACAGAGCUGGAAAGCCGAUCACAUGUGCCACUCAGAUGCUGGAGAGCAUGAUCAAGAAGCCCAGGCCCACACGCGCUGAGGGCAGUGACGUGGCAAACGCCGUGUUGGACGGAGCCGACUGCAUCAUGCUGAGCGGAGAGACUGCCAAGGGAGACUAUCCUCUGGAGGCAGUACGCACACAGCACAUGAUAGCGCGAGAGGCCGAGGCAGCCACUUUCCACAGACAACUGUUUGAGGAGCUGAGGAGAAACUCCUACCUGACCAGAGACCCCUCAGAGGCCGUAGCGGUUGGCGCCGUUGAGUCGUCCUUCAAAUGCUGCGCUAGUGCCGUGAUUGUUGUCACUGAGACCGGAAGGUCCGCCCACCUGAUCUCCAGAUACAGGCCACGUGCGCCCAUCCUUGCUGUGACCCGUAACGCGCAGACCGCUCGCCAAGCCCACCUGUACCGCGGCAUUUUCCCCGUUCUCUACACCAAACCCGCCCACGAUGUGUGGGCAGAGGACGUCGACAUGCGCGUCAACUUUGCAAUGGAUGUCGGAAAGGCCCGAGGCUUCUUCAAAGCAGGAGACGCUGUCAUCGUCUUGACUGGCUGGCGCCCCGGCUCUGGCUACACCAACACCAUGCGUGUGGUUCUGGUGGCUUGAACCACCCAAAGGGCUGCUCCGCUUUCUCCCUCCACCUUUAUCUCUUUCAUAGGUCUCCGGGCUCCACUCCAGCUCACAACUCUUCUUAUCCAACGCCUGGGCUCCCACUUAAAUGGCAAACUGUUUAUCAUUUAGGCAAGAAAGUAAAUAAAUACAAGAAUAGUCCUUAUGGCCAAAGAUGUUUACGGUUGGGGUGGAGGCUUGAUUCCUUAAAUUCCACUUUACGUUUCCAUUCCUUUCACUUUGAUUCAAUCAAACCGGUCUGCAGGGCCUUAAUAAACCCCAACCAGAAACCGCUGUAUUUAUUCACUCCAACACGUGUUAUUAAAGGUGACCCAGUGUGUGAAUGCUCAUGCUGGCGCUUGUUCAGGUGGAGUUGGUGGACGGAUCUUAAAAGAGCACCUUUUGAGUACUGUAGUUUACUAAUCACACUCCUCUGCCGAUAUAUAACUCAACACGUGGUUUAUUGGGUCAAAGGGCUCCCCCUACAGAUCUGCACCCACUCCACCCAAACUGCUCCCUUUGUAGUGCCGUCUGUAUGAAGUGUAGUCUCUCAAUGCCAGCUAUUACUGUAUUUAAGUGUCGAAGUACACUCCCGAUCUCCUCCAGACCAUGUUACAUUUGAUAUUAUACUUGACCGUUGUGGGUGGUGAGGUUCUGUUUUGGGACAUCCAAUACUGCUUAUAUUUUGUCUGACUAGAGAAAUGCUCGUCUUGGAUGUCCACCUCAGAGGGGUUUUAAGUAAGUUACUGUGUUUGUGAUAUUAGAUGUUUCAUAAAGCCUUGGCCUUUAUUUGCAUUUGGAUCAUAUCAAAGUUGGCACUUAUAAAUCAUGUACGGUUCUGAUGACUGGUAUGAAUAUGCACUUGUAGUGUUUUCAUUGGGGACCAGAUGGCGGGUUGACUUCCUUUCCCUCUCGACUUUAAUGGGUGACCAGUAGAACCCUUCUGCUUCUCCCUUAAUGUGAGUUUCCCAUUGUAGUUGUCUUCACGUGUCUAAAAUGCUUUUGAUUGUAAUGCUAGAGUGUAAGAACUAAUGUACUGAGCUGUUCCAAAAGACUACAUUUCAUCAAUAAAAAAAAGUAUACGCACCUA
This is a messenger RNA of Gasterosteus aculeatus aculeatus (three-spined stickleback), 2989 nucleotides long. RefSeq names its product pyruvate kinase M1/2a (gene pkma). Gene Ontology annotation, molecular function: potassium ion binding; magnesium ion binding; pyruvate kinase activity. Gene Ontology annotation, biological process: glycolytic process. NCBI's taxonomy places the organism in Eukaryota, Metazoa, Chordata, Actinopteri, Perciformes, Gasterosteidae. The record is from RefSeq and is a predicted model, not a curated record.